CAAGGUAUCAGGAGAAUCCAACUGUUCUAACUGUUCAGACAGAUUACCGAAACUGGAUUUACCGCCCGCCGGCUGUGACGAUUUGUCCGUCUUAUAUUGAUGGAAAUCGAUCGAAAUCUCUAAUUCUCAAACUUUGGAAUGUUAGUAAUGAUAAUGAAAAAUUCGACUACUAUUCAAACUUCGUAGAGACCACAGCGAACGCAUCAUAUGGCAAUUUAGCUGCUUUUAAACCAUUCAUGGGAGAUACAAGUUUGGCUAACAUCGAUAUGCUAGAUAUAGCUUGGAACGUUAGAUAUAUAGGUUUUCUACCGUCGAGUAAUUUUCAGCCGGUUAUCACCGAAAUGGGCAUGUGUUUCACCUCUUCAAAUUUGUCGUAUUUGCAAAAUGCUAGUAACACAAUAAACUAUAACGAAAGAACAUGGCCAGAUAGUUGCUUUUCAUUCGAUCUUUGUAAAUCAAGCGUGAUAGUCAGUGCCUACGGAAUCGUUAAAAUAUAUUUGUAUGUUCACGAAGAAGACGACAUUAUGACGGCCACAGAUACGAUAAGCAGUGAAAUGAAAGGUACCGAGCUGGUAGAGGUAACACUUUGGGUAGACCAAAUAGUUGCGUCUAACAACUUAAGGUACCUUACUCCGGCCAGACGUAAAUGUAUCUAUGAACACGAGACAUCAUCCAUUUUUAAGAUUCAUACUGCAAAUCUGUGCAAAGUCGAUUGCCGAGUGAGAAGAGCGCUCAUAGCAUGUGGGUGUAUUCCUUUUCUCUAUAAUAUUCAAAACCACAAGAAAUGCGACGCCUCUGGGAUGGUAUGUUUGUCGGAAAAGCUCAACGAUUGGUACUAUGCUAGCUGUCCUUGCAUGAGCCUAUGCGAGUCAACCAAGUUCACGCAGAGAUCUGUCAAAGUGAUGCUCAACAAUCAACUCUCAGUCGAAAUGUUUUUCCCGAAGAGGCGAAUCAAAAGAAGUGUUCUUUUCAGUUUGAGCGAUCUUAUCGUUUCAUUUGGAGGCGCCGCUGCUUUAUUCCUAGGAUGCAGCUUUCUUAGCGGUGUGGAGUUUGUGUACUUCUUUCUGGAGCAUGUAUGCGGAUUCUUCAGGCAGUUUCUCGCGAAGGGAAAUAAAAGAAACCCUUGUAAAAUUCCUGGGUAACUCUUUGAUAUUCUGGCCUUACCUGUAAGAGGUCUGGUGAAACCCCAAAAUAGCAGCGAAUUUAUUUAAUUCUUGAAUUGAACAAACGAUUUCAAGACGUAGAUUCUUUGUCGGAUUUGGAAAAUCAAUAAAGAUAACAUUGAUGCAUAUAUUUUUAUUAAGAUUUCUAAGUACAGUUUGUAUGGCUCAGAUGAUAAUGAUAAUAACAACUAGA
Toxorhynchites rutilus septentrionalis is the source of this 1356-nucleotide messenger RNA. RefSeq names its product pickpocket protein 11 (gene ppk25). Gene Ontology annotation, cellular component: membrane. Bases 237 to 1142 code for a protein of 301 amino acids. NCBI's taxonomy places the organism in Eukaryota, Metazoa, Arthropoda, Insecta, Diptera, Culicidae. Gene Ontology annotation, biological process: sodium ion transmembrane transport. The record is from RefSeq and is a predicted model, not a curated record. Gene Ontology annotation, molecular function: ligand-gated sodium channel activity. The transcript has 8 exons.